AUGGUGCGUCCAUCACCCCCUUGGGGAUACCGCUGGCGGUCUGCCCGCCUCUUCGUCAUCGUCACGGUCGGCAUCGGCCUCUUCACCGACAUGUUCCUGUACGGCAUCGUGGUGCCGGUGAUGCCGUUUGUGCUGCGCGACCGGCUGGGCGUCGACGCCGGCGACGUGCAGACGCAGACGUCACGCCAACUGGCGGUCUACGCCGGCGCCUCGGUGCUCUUUGCCGUGCCCGUCGGGUGGGCGGCCGACCGUUUCGGCGCGCGCAAGGCGCCGUUUGUCGUCGGCGUCGUGACGCUGCUCGCGAGCACGGCCAUGCUGUGCGCCGGCACCACGCUCGCCGUGCUCAUGGCGGCGCGCCUGCUGCAGGGCCUGUCCGUCGCCAUUGUGUGGGCGGUCGGCAUGGCCACGCUGCAGGACCUCGUCGGCACCAGCGAGCUGGGCAGUGUCACGGGCUCCAUCUUCUCCUUUGUGUCGGUGGGACAACUGAUUGCCCCGGCGCUUGGUGGCUUCUUGUACGAGCUGGGCGGGAUGGAGGCCAUCUUUGUGCUCAGCGCGGGGAUUCUGCUGAUUGAUCUCGCGAUGAGACUGCUCGUGCUCGACAAGUUGGAGAUGGGCAACUACGAAGUGGUGUCGGAUGUGGACAAGAACCCCGCAGUAUCCGAAGCACACGAGCCGACAUGCUUGGGUGAUGCCAACGAGACAUCUCCUCUCCUUGAACGGGACGACGAAACAAAACAGACAAGCUUCCGAUUACCUGAGAACGCGGGCUGGGUGGCACGGAACCUCCCAGUGCUAUACUGCAUGCGCAACCCACGACUCUCGAUGGCUCUCGUCAUUGCCCUCUCGCAAGGCAUUGUUUUCGGUGCCAUUGACGCGACAGUACCCAUCGAGCUUUCGAACCUCUUUUCUUUUAGCUCUAAUCAAGUUGGCUUGGUGUUUGUGUGCAUGAUGAUCCCCUUUGUUGGACUGGGUCAGCCGGCCGGCUGGGCCAUAGACAAGUACGGACCGAGAGCGUUGGCGACACUUGGAUACUUGAUCAUGAUGCCCGCGCUUGGCCUUCUCGCCUUGCCCUCGCUGGGCGUACUGUCUGACCAGGUCAAGGUGCCAUUUUUCUGCAUCAUCCUGUCCCUCAAUGGUGUUGCGCUCGCGACGACGGGACCCAUCAGCUGGGUUGAGGCGGCCAGCAUCAUCGAGGCGUACCACCUGGCGAACCCUGGCUUCUUUGGCAAGCACGGACCGUAUGCGCAGCUGCAUGGAUUCAAUUCCGUCUUCUUCUUCACAGGAUUGGCGAUUGGCCCGCUCAUCGGGGGUUGGCUUAAUGAGAGCUAUGGCUUUGCCACGAUGGCGCUGGUAUUCGCGGGCGGAGCCGCGGUCAUGGUUGGGUUGGUGUCGAGAUUUGUUGGGAAGACUGCGUCAUCUCUUUAA
Messenger RNA from Cordyceps militaris CM01, 1425 nucleotides. RefSeq names its product membrane transporter. The record is from RefSeq and is a predicted model, not a curated record. Gene Ontology annotation, molecular function: transmembrane transporter activity. NCBI's taxonomy places the organism in Eukaryota, Fungi, Ascomycota, Sordariomycetes, Hypocreales, Cordycipitaceae. Gene Ontology annotation, biological process: transmembrane transport. The transcript has a single exon. The coding region runs from base 1 to 1425 and encodes 474 amino acids.